Messenger RNA from Zootermopsis nevadensis, 3965 nucleotides. The record is from RefSeq and is a predicted model, not a curated record. Lineage: Eukaryota; Metazoa; Arthropoda; Insecta; Blattodea; Termopsidae.
GGCCGCAGAGUCGAGCCAAUAGUCACGAAAUGUGUCUGAUGACAGUUAUAUGAUGUGAAGCGAAAUAUAGUUUUGUAUCUCAUUUAUUUGUGUCUUCGUGUGAACCAGAAAUUCGUGGACAAAUAAAGUGCAUCAAGAAGCAAGUCCGUGGUUUAUGAAUGUCAGUCUUCCAAGUGUCUAGAAAACUGAACAAGAUUUGACAAGUGACUGACAAAUGCCGAUAAAAUAAAUAACUGUAAAAUUAAUAUUACUAAUCAAGAGUACAAUUUCUUCAUCGUACGGUGAUAAUCGAAACGAGCGUCUGUAUGCAGCCUGAAUUAAUGUACUGUAUUGUGAAGUGACUGUUAUUCUCGUAUUACUUCUUAAAGAGAACAUGAGUUGUGCAUUACUUAUCAUAUGUGUCAUCGACGGUAAGAAAGCUUAGAGGGAACUCUCAAAGCUAUUAAGACAAAGUUAAUGUUAUUAGUCAUAUAGUGUAUGUUUAAAAAAUUAGGUAAAAUCGACUGUGUGUGCGCGUUAUUUAAAACUGAGGAAGAACAAGACAUUUGUUACAUAAACCAUCGUGUGUCAAUCUGUGAACUUCUCCUUUGAAUUAUUCGGCGAGACUGUUAACACAGAGUGUGCAGUGGAUGGCAUUGUGACAUUAACUGACUAUUUUAAAGUACUCCAUGUCACUGAAUGUUUUCUGGAGUAGAGUUUUGGGAUUAGAACAUGCGAAACACUAAAAGGACUAGCGAAGCACAUGUGAACUUGGAACGUAACACAUUCUGAAGUAAACUACUGACUCACAUCACAACUUCACAUAGUUUCUGUUUGUUGACGAGACUUAAACUUCAGCGGCUGUGACAAGUCCUGUGGGUAGAUUCUAAGAACAGAGCCAUCAAGAGGACGGACUGUCUUGCACAGGAAGACCAUGGACUACUCGUAUCUGAACCAGGCGGGUUUCGACGCUUCCAGUUGUCUGAGCAACAUGCCUUGCUCGUACGGAGACCUCACGUCCUGCAGCCAGAUGUCCCAGGCCGCGUACCGCUACACCGCUGCCGCCGCGUCAAUGGCGAGGUCCUAUAACCCGGGUGCAGGUGUCGCCGGAGGAGCCGCUGCUGGGCACAUGGCCGGCGUCGGACAUCAUCACCCAGGCGCCCCGGGCUCCCAGUGCGCCGUCAUGGGCUCCAGACCCCAUCAUCAGGAACACGUGCACCAUAGGGCCCCCAUGUUUCCCUCGACCAUGAAUCUGCAAACUGGAUUGCCGUACAAGGUGUAUCCGGGACACGAAGGAGUACUGACGGAGAAACGGAAGCAGAGGCGAAUUCGUACGACAUUCACAUCGGCGCAGCUCAAGGAACUGGAACGGGCGUUCCAGGAGACCCAUUACCCAGAUAUCUACACGCGAGAGGAGAUCGCUAUGAAGAUAGAUUUGACCGAGGCGAGGGUGCAGGUUUGGUUCCAGAACCGACGUGCUAAGUUCCGUAAGCAGGAGAGGUUAGCACAGCAGAAGGCAUCUCAGACGUCUUCAACCGGAGGCAGUGGUGCUAGCACGUCGUCGCCUGGGGACAAUGUGACGGUAAGCGGUCAGCAGCAGGUGGUUAAGAACGAAUCAGGCGGCGGGAAGCAGACCGGAGGAGGUUCGGCAGUAUCGGGAAACCCCGGAGGCACAACCGGCAGUAACAAGGACGUCAAACCUGGUACCCCGACUGCUACAGUCUCUACCACCCCCAGCAGCGUCUCCUCCAACAGCAACGAUGUGAAGCCCAUGAAUGGAAACGCCAAACUCGUGGAUGACAGCGGGUCUGCAGGGGGCGCUAACAAGUGGUCGUCGCAGCAGUCUUGCGGUACGCCACUGCUGGUACAGCAGGCUGUCAGCAACAAGGUCUCUCUCACCGUGACCCAACAACAUCAGCACCAGCACCACGGCGGGAGCGGAGGAGGCCUCAACAAUUCGGCCAUUUCCCACCACCACCACCACCACCAUCAUCAUGCCGCCCUGACGUCUCCGUUCUCGUCUCUUUUGGGGGCGGCAGCGGCGGGGGGCAACUCUGCAAGCUAUCUCCUGGGGGGUCCAGGUGACCCCCUCAGCCUCAACAAAGUCGUCAACUCAGCUGCCACGGCGAACCAUCUUUUCUGAGAUUUAUCCAUCUAGGGGCGUCUUAGUAUGGCGCUUUGGGGUGUGCAUCCACCCGAAAAAUGUGCUUGAUGAAGCAGAAUAGAAAUAAAACGUGACAUGACAGUGAUUUCCAAAUCUUUGCUGGCAUCAAAAAAAUGUUAACAUAACCGCACUUCAACACUAACAUCGUGACGUAAGCAUAAACUAUGUGCAGCCUGUGCAUUCUCUUGAAUUUUGGAUUAGCAAACGAAAACUUUCUCCUAAAAAUUACACUCUAAUUUUGUAAUUUGCUGUAAGAAUUAUGUACAGUCGGUAAGAAUGUAAAUUUUAUUCUUUUUUUAUUCCUACGCUAUUUACUUCAAAACGCAUUCAUCUCUCCAUACUCGUGAAUCCGAUAUUCGCACAUUUAUGACUCCCAAAUAAGUGAUGUUAGUAAUGCAAGUGAAAAUUCAAAAGGAAUUAAGAAAGAAAAUAAAAUAUAUUCAUACUUCAUUAAAAUGGUAUAUAGGACCCUGAAUAUAUAUUCAUCACAAUCCAAGCCUUCGUUGGUGGAAUGCAUAAUGCUGGUAUGUGGAUCAGCGUUUUAGGGGUUCUUAAGGUUAAGAAUUUAUCCCAGUGGAACUUGAAAGAGCUGUAUCGUGUCAGAAAUCUCUUACACCCGGAAUAAAAAUAACGGAGAGCUUCGACGUAUGUCUGGAUUAUGUUGUCUGAAUACAAAAUAAUGAACAUGUCUAUAUUUUUUAAAAAUAUAUUACUAGAUCAAGGACCCUGAUGAUGGAGGCAGAGACAUUCUCCGAAGCGUUGGUUUGUAGCUCCGUACUUAAAUAGCUGAUCGCCCUAGAAGAAUUCAUUGCAUUCAGUAGAGGAAUAUUGUUGCUCCAUGUAAGCAAGAAUGUCUUUUCUACAUGACAGCGUUAUUUCUGUUUCACUUUGUUAGUACUUCGUUCCUCGCAAUAGAUGUUUUGUUUUUGGUUCUCUGUAAAAGCCAGUGACAAGGAAAAUCCUGAGCCCAUCUAAGUUCUACGCUUAUCAGUAAAGUUCGUUUCAGAGAUAAGGCAGAGAAUUGACGUUGUGAAAAAGACAUUUAUUGUUCGGAUUGUAUACCCCAUCAUCUGUGAAAUACUUCAGAUUUGAUCCGUGUUUUCCUAUUUGUAAAGCACUGUUUAGUGUGUGUCCAAAUAACUUCUCGGAUCGUUAUGUUAUUAUCAUUUCAUACAUUAUCAAAUAACAGUUAAAAGUGAAGGGUGUUUAUUAUAAGGUGUGCCUAAUUCUAGGUUACCUUUACUCCAUCUGGGCCCAAUUUACGAAGGUAAUCCAGAUGGUUACAGUAAUAAGGAAUGCAGUGAUAAUCAGCAUUAAGAAAUGUUAAUGUAAUUUUAGAGGAGUAUAAUGAUUUUUGAAUUUAUUUUGAAAGUGCGAGUACUUAAGACUGCCACCAUCGCAGGAAGAUGAUUUCAUAAACAUUUUAGUGGGUAUAUAUUAUGAUAUUAUAACUGUUCUUACAAGAAAACCUUAGGUUCGUUUUCUCUGUUGCCGAUUUCUAGCCUCUGCAUUCAGGCGUGCUGGAAAAGUUCCAACGAACUAGAAGAGUGGUGUGUCCUUGCUUGCCCGAAGACAUUAAAUAAUAAUCGUCAACCGUCCCUUCUUUACUUUAGAGUAGGCGUAAAUUGUAAAUUACUGACACAAGAUAAAAUUUGACUAUCAUUUUGCAUAACAUUUGGUGGAAAGCGAUUUGAUGCAGGAAAUUUAAUUUUGUAAUAUUAUGUAAAGAUGUUUAUUUGUCGUCAUAAAAUUUCAUAAGUUCCAGUGUAUGGUUGUAAAUCUGUUGAAGAAUAUCAAUAAACUGUAGAAUUUAAUGGAUUAA